CUGUGUUUAAUAAAGUUAAAUGCAAAAAAAAGAAAACAUUGCAGAGUGACGUCUUUGUCGCGCGACGCAGUCCACAGAGGAGGACACGCGUGUUUUUUUGGGGACACUUUUGAGUUCGGUUUUCGGUGCGUUGGAGCCGGUGUGAUGGGGGACACGAGCCGGCUGUGCUCCGUGUGGCUCGGCUCGGAGACCGGAAUCCUGAAGGGGGUCAGCCUGUCCCGGAAGCAGGCCUUCAACUUCUGCAACACGAGCCACCUGAGCCGGGACCAGGAGGUGCGCGCGCUGUGCUGGGGGGACCCGGCGGAGAGCGAGCUGCUGGUCGGUACCGUGGACGGAACCGUGAAGACCUUCAGCACCGAGAAGGGCGCCUUCACCGAGAGCCGGCGCUGCGGGGACCCCGCCGAGGGCUGCUUCACCGGGCUCGCGGUGCUCGGCGGCUCCGCGCUGGUCACGAGCGUGGAGAGCGGGACGGUGCGCGUGUGGAGGGAGGACAGCAGCGAGCCCGUGACGGAGCUGCACGCGGGGAAGAGCGUGUGCAGGAUGCGGCAGAGCCCCGCGCACCGGCACAAAGUGGCCACCGGCGGGAAGGAGAACGGGCUGAAGAUCUGGGACCUGGAGAGACCCGAGACACCCGCGUUCACCGCGAAGAACCUGCGGGACGACUGGCUGGACCUACGGCGGCCGCACUGGGUCAGAGACGUGGCCUUCAUCCCGGACUCGGAUAAAGUGGUCACGUGCACAGGUUACCAUCAGGUGUGUUUAUAUCGAAGUGCUCAAAGUGGCAAAACAGCUGCCAAAAAGGGAUCCAGCAGCCAAACUCCGUUUAGAAAACAUCUGUUUUAAAGUUUACGUCUCUGCUGGCAAAUCUGCGCCGCAAAGAAAAAGACAUUUUCCCUAAAUUAUGUUUACUGUGAUGUAUUUUCCAAUUCGGCAUACAGCGUAUGCGUCAAAAUUAAAGGGACAUUCCGUAAACAAAGUGUCGACCACA
Molecule: messenger RNA, 988 nt
Organism: Plectropomus leopardus (leopard coralgrouper)
Lineage: Eukaryota; Metazoa; Chordata; Actinopteri; Perciformes; Serranidae
Source: RefSeq, a predicted model, not a curated record